This is a messenger RNA of Protopolystoma xenopodis, 717 nucleotides long. The record is from the annotation of a GenBank genome assembly. Lineage: Eukaryota; Metazoa; Platyhelminthes; Monogenea; Polystomatidea; Polystomatidae.
UUGUUUUAUAAGUACCAGGUUUGUGAAAGAAAGCUAUGGGAGGAAGUUUAUUCCGAACUUAAUCUUCCUUCUGCUUGUGCUAACCCUUCGAUAGCUUUACGCCGUAUUUAUCAUCGUUAUCUUUGCGGGUUCGAGCGUUGUGAGCAUCCUAUCUUAUCGGAACCUUACAUCAAUCAAUUACCUGUUGAUUCCUUCAUCUAUGAUAAGUUCGGAUAUCCUGCAAGUUGCAUUCCUGCUACUCCUGUUGAGACUAUUUGGGGAAUCGGUCCCAGACAAAGACUCGAGGCUUCUUUUUCAUUGUCCAGCUCAUCUGAAGAAAGUGUUAGUAGGCUCACCAGAACUUCUCUUUCAAAUAUCCAGGAUGCCACUCUGGCUUCUCGUACUUCAAGUGAAGCUGAUACGAACGUUGACAUCGCUUCUAUCAGCACAAAGGAUGGAACCAUUUCUAGCUCUGGAAAACGAUUUGAGUCGACUUGGCAGUCUCUUAGAAAUACAGUUAGUGAACUGCUUCUUGCUGAGCAUGCACUGGCUUCUGGACUCCCAAAUGAAGUUGACAUGGCCCUUAAUUCAUUGCUCAUUCUUUCUGCUAGUGUCAAUGGAGGUAUUCGUUUAUCUCGUUGUCGAAAUCUUCUUGCUUUAUUGUUAGCCUCUGUCGGAAUUCAUGAUAAUGGUAAGAUAUUUUUCCUUCUAAUUUUAUUCUUUGCAUUGUAUCUCUAA